CAAACAAUCUUUACCAUAUUAAUAGCAUCCCGUCUAAACAAAUUAAAUUAAUUGUAAACCUAAAUUUUAACGGAUCAUAAAGUUACAAAACGAACAAUAAAUUUUAACGGAUCAUAAAGUAACAUAACAGAACAACUGUGCAACAAUUAAAUGCCUCAAAAAUGAGUUUUUAUUUCUGUCAAAUCAAUGGAAAUAAAUCAGUUUGCUUUUACCCACAGUCAUGAAGUUAUGGUUUUGGAUCUGCUGUUUUCUCAUACUUAAAUGUAUGAGAACCGAAGAACGAAACUUUCGACUUUUCAUUGACCAAGUCAACAUCACCCAUGUUGAUCCAGAGGUUUAUGAAAGUUUUGAUUGCAAGGUGUUCCAGUUCAACAAUCGCAGUUACUUGGACUCGAGUCAUACUUUUAAAUAUACGGUUUCAGAUUUAAAAGUGCAUGCCGUUCUGGAUUUUUGGAAGCUUAAGAGUAGACAGAAAAUGACCCUUUUUGAUGUUCGGUUAGAUGCAUGUUAUUUAUUGGACAAUGCUAGCAAAAACAAAUUGUUUAAUAUAUAUAUCAAAAAUUUGAGAAAACAUGCUAAUACGAAAUUUAAGUGUCCGUUUCAAGCUAACAUAAGCUAUGAAGUGCAAAACAUGACGAUGAAUGAACAGGAUUUCCCUUCGUUUGUACCGCUUGGAAAAUUUCGUUCCGUAAUUGAGUAUAUAAUUGAUCAGAAAUUGGCUGCCCGAGUCAUUGCAAGCGGAAAAAUUGUUUCUUAUUUAAAUGAUCCAUAAAGGAGAUCAAAUAAAAUAACGAAGUAAUAUUACUU
Drosophila gunungcola (fruit fly) is the source of this 807-nucleotide messenger RNA. RefSeq lists its product as uncharacterized. Lineage: Eukaryota; Metazoa; Arthropoda; Insecta; Diptera; Drosophilidae. The record is from RefSeq and is a predicted model, not a curated record. The transcript has 2 exons. The coding region runs from base 221 to 772 and encodes 183 amino acids.